AUGACUUGUUUGCGGCCAUUUACUUGCGACGAUAUGUACAAAUUUAAUAACGUAAAUCUAGACCCGCUAACAGAGACCUAUGGAUUAUCCUUUUAUAUGAAAUAUUUAGCUCACUGGCCAGAAUAUUUUCAAGUUGCUGAAUCUCCCAGUGGUGACAUUAUGGGAUACAUUAUGGGUAAAGCAGAGGGUAUUGGUGAAAAUUGGCAUGGCCAUGUCACAGCUUUGACUGUGUCUCCAGACUUUAGGAGACUUGGGCUUGCUGCAACUCUUAUGAAUUAUUUGGAAGAAGUUUCUGAGAAGAAAAGGUGCUAUUUUGUAGAUUUAUUUGUCAGAGUUAGUAACAAGGUUGCCAUAAAUAUGUACAAAAAUUUGGGAUAUAUUGUUUAUAGGACAGUUUUAGAGUAUUAUUCAGGAGAUCCUGAUGAAGAUGCUUAUGAUAUGAGAAAGGCAUGCUCCAGAGAUGUGAAUCAGAAAUCAGUUAUACCACUAUCCCAUCCUGUACGACCUGAAGAUGUUGACUGAUGAAGGUAGUUGCCUUUCAUGAAUGAUAAAAGAAAAAAGAAUGUGAGGAUGAAUACUAAGAGGUUUGUGUAUUGACAAAAGAUUGCAUAGUGUCUGUAUUGUAUCAUUUCUCUGUAUUAUAAGAUUGACACUGAUAA
Molecule: messenger RNA, 659 nt
Organism: Acanthoscelides obtectus
Lineage: Eukaryota; Metazoa; Arthropoda; Insecta; Coleoptera; Chrysomelidae
Source: the annotation of a GenBank genome assembly